Messenger RNA from Chenopodium quinoa (quinoa), 2301 nucleotides. RefSeq lists its product as uncharacterized. The record is from RefSeq and is a predicted model, not a curated record. The coding region runs from base 1 to 2301 and encodes 766 amino acids. The transcript has 3 exons. Lineage: Eukaryota; Viridiplantae; Streptophyta; Magnoliopsida; Caryophyllales; Amaranthaceae.
AUGGCUGACAAUCGAACUCUAAGGGAACUCACAGCUCCCAACUUGAACCAACAACCGUUGUGCAUUGCAUACCAGCAGUUGGAGGAAGGUUCUAAUGUUGAGAUCAAAUCCGGUCUAAUUCAUCUAUUGUCGGCAUUCCAUGGCAUGAAAGGCGAAGAUCCGAAUAAACAUCUGGCAGAAUUUCAUGUGGAUUGGUUUUACUAUCUUCCCCCAGGUAGCAUAACAACUUGGGCAGAUUUAAAGAAGUGUUUCCUUGAGAAGUACUACCCAGCCACUAUUUCUGCAAGCCUUAAGAAAGCUAUCAGCAAUGUGGAUCGGAAGGAAGAUGAAUCCUUGUAUGAGUAUUGGGAGAGAUUUAAGAGAUUGUGUGCUAGUUGUCCUUACCAUGGGUAUUCAGAUCAAGACCUCAUCCUAUACUUAUAUGGAGGUCUAACUGAUGAUGACUUGAGGAUGGUGAAUGCAGCAAGUGGUGGAGGGCUAGUGAAUAAGACUCCAGGAGAUGCAACUAGGUUGAUUGCAGAGCUAGCAGAAAAUUCUAGGCAAUUCAGUCAGAGAACUCCCACGCGCCGGGUGAAUUUAGCAAAUUCGAAUACAACUGAGUUAGAGAGUCAAGUAGCUUAUUUGACUUCUAUGAUGCGUGAGUUCAUGGUGAACUCAAGGAAUCCACGGCAACUGAAUGCUUGUGGUUUAUGCACCUCCAUGGGACAUCCCACUGAUGCAUGUCCUCAAUUACAAGAGGAGCAGAAUGAGCAGGCCAACGCCUUAGGUUUUCAAGGGCAAGGUCCGCAGAGAAGAUAUGAUCCCUUUUCAAAUACCUACAACCCAGGAUGGAGAGAUCAUCCAAAUUUGAGAUAUGGGAAUUCCCAAGGAAACCAACAACAUCAGCAUGCUCAAGGUCAACAACAGUUUCAGCAAUAUAGGGCACCGUUCCUAACACCUCAAGGCCAAAGCUCUAAUUCAGGUAAUAUGUCAACUGAAGAAAUGAUUAGAUCACUAACUUCUAAUGUUUCUACCAUGCAGCAGAAUAUGAUGCAGUUUCAACAAGAAACCAGAUCAAGUAUUCAAAACCUGGAGAAUCAAGUCAGUCAAAUCUCAAGUGCAGUAAGCCGACUUGAAGCUAAGGACUCUGGAAAGCUUCCAUCCCAAACGGAGCUGAACCCUAAGCAACAAGUUAAUGCAAUAACAUUGAGAAGUGGCAAAAAGUUGCAAGAAACUGUAGUUGCACCUAAGAAGGCUAAAGACUUGAUUGGAGUUGAGGAGGAGGAAGUAGAACAAGAAACUAAGGCGAAUCCGCCAACCUUUACCUCUUAUGAGCCUGUGCCACCUUUCCCAGAAGCCUUGCAAGAUACUCGAAGGUAUGAGAAAGACAAGGAUAUUUAUGAGACUUUCAGCAAAUGUGAGAAACUCCCAGAAAAAUGUGGUGAUCCUGGUAUGUUUACUAUUCCUGUUACAAUAGGAGACACCACAUUACACCGAGCCAUGUUGGACCUAGGUGCAUCAAUCAAUGUCAUUCCCUACUCCCUGUUUAAAUCUUUAGAACUUGGGCCUUUGCAUGAAACUGGGGUAGUAAUUCAGUUAGCUGAUAGGUCCAAUGUAUAUCCUAAGGGGGUAGUAGAAGAUGUACUUGUUAAGGUUGAUGGAUUGAUCUUUCCUGCUGACUUUUACGUCCUUGACAUGGAACAUGACAAACAAGCAGCCCCCAUCCUGUUAGGAAGACCUUUCUUAAAGACUGCUAAGACAAAAAUCGAUGUGUCUACCGGUUCUUUGACUAUGGAGGUUGAUGGGAAAGCAAUUGUGUAUAACAUUUAUGAUACCAUAAAGUAUCCUGUUCAUACUCAUUCUUUAUAUUCUAUAAAUGUUGUCGAUCCAAUAUUGUAUGAUGUUUCUAACAUUGAUCAUGGGGAUGAGCUCCUCACACCUAUUACUAAUGUUGUGUCUGGUGAUUGCUUGGAUUCUUCUAUACCUACUAAUGUGCAGGUGAAGGUGGCGGAAUUGAAUGAACAGUCCAAGCUUCCACCUAUACCACUAGGGGCAACACCCACCCCGUCAUCAUUUCCGGGCAAGAAAUUAUCCCAGGUAUACCACAAAGCAAAGAAUAAGGUGUGGCAUGACAAGAUGAGCUCCCGUUGGAAGGGUCCAAUUCAAGUUGACAAGGUCUAUCCGCAUGGAGCGGUAGAAAUUCGGAGUUUAGAGACCAACAACAUGUUCAAAGUGAAUGGAAAAAGGCUCAAACCAUACUACGAAGGGUUCAAGGUCGAGAAUUUGGAGAACAUCGAUCUCUACGAGCCAUCAAUUAAUUAA